AUGUCAUUUAAGAUGAAUAGCGGUUCUAACUUCUAUCCAAGAUCUGGUACAACUAGUGGUCAGAGACCAUUUCGUUAUAACUCCAAUAUAAACGGUACUGGUUCACCUGUAAAUGCUGUUGGUAAUAGAGGUUCUCAACUUUACAUGGGAGACUUAGAUCCCAGUUGGGAUGAGAAUACUAUUAGACAAAUUUGGGGCAGUUUGGGAGAGUCUAAUGUUGUGAUCAGAUUGAUGUUACACAAUAACGUUAGUGGUAGUGGUACCAUGGGACCAAGAAACAAUUUAGGUUACUGCUUCCUGGAGUUUCCCUCAACGGUCCAUGCGUCUAAUGCAUUACUCAAGAAUGGGAUGCAAAUCCCCAAUUUUGUUCAUAAGAGAUUAAAAUUGAAUUGGGCUUCUUCAUCACACUCGAGCGCAGGCGCCUUCAAUGAGUACUCGGUAUUUGUUGGUGAUUUGGCACCUAACGUAACAGAAUCUCAGUUGUUUGAAUUGUUUAUAAGUCGGUUCAAUUCGACUUCGCAUGUUAAAAUUGUUUACGAUCAAUUGACGGGUGUCUCUAAAGGUUAUGCAUUUGUUAAAUUUACCAAUCCUGCUCAUCAACAGCGUGCUCUUUUAGAGAUGCAAGGUAUUUUCCUGAGCGGUAGAGCCAUUAGAGUCAGUAACGCUGGUCAUCUGCAGAAUUCUGCAGACGGAAAAUCAAAGGCUACAGGUGCUGCUAGUGCUAGUAAUGCUAACGCUGUUGGGGGUAUUAACACUGGCAACAAUUCUGGUCUUAUGAGUGGUUCUCAAUUCAUGUAUCCCGUGCAACCGCAACCUGCGUUGAACAGCUUUACCGAUCCCAACAAUACUACUGUUUUCGUUGGGGGGUUAUCUUCACUGGUUGCUGAGGAUGAAUUACGUGCUUAUUUCCAACCUUUUGGUACUAUUGUCUACGUCAAGAUCCCUGUCGGUAAAGGCUGUGGAUUUGUUCAAUAUGUAGAUCGAAUCUCUGCGGAAACGGCUAUUGCCAAGAUGCAAGGUUUCCCCAUCGGCAAUUCAAGAGUGAGGCUGUCUUGGGGUAGGUCUGCUAAGCAAGCAGCCACCGUUCAACAGGCACUUAUUAACAAUGCUUUACAACAACAGCAGCAGCAGCAGCAGCAACAGCAGCAGCAGCAACAGCAGCAACAACAGCAACAGCAGCAACAACAGCAACAACAACAGCAACAACAACAGCAACAGUUGCAACAGUUGCAUCAGCAUCAGCAGCCUUUGCUGCAACAGCCAACGUAUGGGUAUAUGCCCGCUUCAUCAUCUGCCGCUUCGACACCUAUGUCAUCUCUAUAUGAUGAAAUGAGUUAUUUAGCCGCCGGUAAGUCCAUUUCACCUCUGCCAAAUUAUGCACCAUCAUUGUCAUCUGCCAAGAUGUUAUUACCCGGUUACCAAAAUAUUGAUUAUUUUGGAUUCCCACAAUCUGCAUCCGGUCUUGCAAGCACUUCGAAUCAUGAUUACUUGACUACUAAUCCGAUGCAGUCAAAUUCUGAUUCUAUGCAAAGUCAAACCACUGGAGGUGUGCCAUUUUACAAUGGCCUUAAUCAGCCUCAAGUUGCUUUACAGAAUAAUGAUAGAGGUUUUAUUAACGGUAAGACUGCAAGUUUGGAUAGAUUGGAAAAUGGCAGUAAUGGGUUUGUUUUUGCCUGA
Messenger RNA from Zygosaccharomyces rouxii, 1677 nucleotides. RefSeq names its product Nam8p (gene NAM8). The record is from RefSeq and is a predicted model, not a curated record. Gene Ontology annotation, cellular component: cytosol. The coding region runs from base 1 to 1677 and encodes 558 amino acids. Gene Ontology annotation, molecular function: mRNA binding. The transcript has a single exon. Gene Ontology annotation, biological process: mRNA splice site recognition. Lineage: Eukaryota; Fungi; Ascomycota; Saccharomycetes; Saccharomycetales; Saccharomycetaceae.